GUUCGGGAAUUUGAGAGAGAGACACGAUGUCGAGCUCCAGUAAUUCUUGCAGUCAAACGGGUCCCUGAAUUCAAGGUCUGCCAGUUGUUCGCAACGACACAGCAUCGAGCAACUUCCAAGCAGCAUCUCUUCAAGACAAGGCAGGCAUCUCAGAGCACCUGCUCAGACACAUUGGAUUUGAAUAGUGGCAGUCAUUUCCAAGUUAUUGUCAUUUUUGAACCCAUCCGAAUCGUCGACCAUUUAAUGGAAGCGAGUAAACGGUCCAAUCGGAGCGACCCGCCGCGUGCCGCUGCAGGUGGUGUUGAGAGCAUUACAAAAUGUAUCAUGAUUCAACAUUCGUGUUGUGCACCACAUUCUGAAUUUUUCCGUACGUGUCAAAGCUAACAACCGUGGGGCAAAAUCGUAGCUGGAGGAUCAAGUCGUCGAACCUACCCACGAGAGAAAGACAACGGACGGUGCGAUAAACAUCAUGUCAACAUAUCUCAACACUCGAUCGAGGUUGCUAAGCCUCCCAGCCGAGCUCAGAAACCGCAUCUACGAAUUUGUGCUUCGAAGGACCGACGACAUGCGUGUCGACGAAAAACUGGACAUGAUAGGAGUAUCAGCAAGGUUCUUAGCAAUCACGGAGACCUGUCGACAGAUCUACACUGAGACCCACCUACUGCCGUUUAUCUUGAAUACUUUCAUCAUAGACUUCAGCUUGAUUCGCUGGCUGCGUGCUUUGGAUGUUGAUCAGCGGGAGGCGAUCGCUUCGAUUGAGAUCUCACACACCCUCACCAUGUCGCUAAGCCACCCGGGUGGAACGUGGCACACUCUACCCGGACGCCAGAAUGGGGGUUACGUGGGCAUGUUGCUGGAAGUCUUGCCGGGAUUGAAACACCUGAACCUGGCCGUCGAGAUCACGCUACUCACACCGCUGGGCGACGAUGGGAAACGCAUGGAUGUAAAACCAGACCAGCGCCGAAUCGAGCAGACCCUGGAGCCGUUUCGAGCUACUUUCCAUGGGAGAACAAACGGGGUGCUGAUCACCACCACGGCGGAAACGCUUCCACCAUGUGCCCUUGCUGCUUGUUUCCCACCACGUCGGUAAGGAAGAAUUUCAGACAAUAGACCUGGGAGGCGCAGCUCCCAAUGCUCCUAUUCACCUUCAGAUUUGUGCACGUGUGCUGUUGAUCUGGCUUGGUACGCGGCAA
This is a messenger RNA of Boeremia exigua, 1193 nucleotides long. RefSeq lists its product as uncharacterized. The record is from RefSeq and is a predicted model, not a curated record. The transcript has a single exon. Bases 470 to 1090 code for a protein of 206 amino acids. Lineage: Eukaryota; Fungi; Ascomycota; Dothideomycetes; Pleosporales; Didymellaceae.